Molecule: messenger RNA, 631 nt
Organism: Oppia nitens
Lineage: Eukaryota; Metazoa; Arthropoda; Arachnida; Sarcoptiformes; Oppiidae
Exons: 2
Coding region: 77-445 (122 amino acids)
Source: RefSeq, a predicted model, not a curated record
UAUACACAGAAACACAAUAGUUAUAUACAAUAUACUGUAGAGAUAAUCACCACAAAAAAUCAAAACUUGAUAAAAUAUGAUGAUUAAAUUUUUAAAUAUUUUUAUUAUAUUUUUGUUAUUUGCUAUAAACCUUAACCAAAUUUUGGCAAAUAUUGAACCUGAUAUUACUAAUACUACUGGAACUUACAUUAAAACGGAUAAAUCUGGAUGCCGAUGCACUCAGCCAUACGAGGGACAGUUAUGUGGCAAACGAGCCAAUCGUAAAUACAUUGCUAGCUUGGGUUGGAGUUAUGGACCGGUAAUGAUAGGCACACAAUGCAAACCGGAAACCUUAUACUACUGUCGUCCCGGGGCUGCAGAGGGCGAGUUGGCAGUCAUUCGUAAACAAUGUCGUGUUUGCAAUGCCUACUUAGAUAAUCCAGAUAUCGAUAGAUGUGCUAAAUAGACAACAAAAACAUUUAUUAAAGAUUAAAAUAUAAAAUUAUCUGCCUUUCCUUAUAAUAAGACUGUGCUUUAUUUAGAGUAUACUCAUCUAAUCUAAUCUAACCCUUAAUAUAAUCUCAUUCUGCAGUACAAAGUUAUUCAUUUAUAAUUUGUACACUUCUUGUACAAUAUUUUUAAUAAAAUAUUA